AUGAACAAUAUUGAUUAUAUAGAAGAUGGUCCUGAUCUCGAUGAGUUGUUAAAAAAAAUAAGUGCUACUUAUAAGGAAUGUAAUAAGUAUGAUAAGUAUAUAGAAAAGGAUGAAGAAUACAUAGAGGAUGAUGAUAUAGAAGAGGAGAAAAUAAAUGAUAAAAAAAAAAAAAAUAGUAGUAAUAAUUAUUACAAUAAAAAUGAAUAUUCCCUUAAUAAUAAUAUGAAUAAAUAUAGUUAUGAUAAUAAUAAAAAUUUGAAUGUUAUAAAGAAUAAGAAAGUUGAGACAUUUAAGAAAAUUGAUGAUAUUAAGAAUAUCAUAAUUAACGAAAAAAAAAGAAAAAACAGUAGUACACAUGGACACAUAAAAAAUAAAAAUGAUAACAUAUUAAGACAUUUGAAUGUAAGGAGAAAAAGAAUAGUACAAAGUAGUGACGAAUCAGAUGAGAUUGAAAAAGGUACAUCCAAGAAGAGUAUUAUAAAAUAUUCAAAAAAGAGGAAAAGUACAAAGUAG
Messenger RNA from Plasmodium falciparum 3D7, 513 nucleotides. RefSeq lists its product as uncharacterized. The record is from RefSeq and is a predicted model, not a curated record. Lineage: Eukaryota; Apicomplexa; Aconoidasida; Haemosporida; Plasmodiidae.